Prorocentrum cordatum is the source of this 1646-nucleotide messenger RNA. NCBI's taxonomy places the organism in Eukaryota, Dinophyceae, Prorocentrales, Prorocentraceae. The record is from the annotation of a GenBank genome assembly.
UCCGCCCUUGCAGGACCCGUGAUGCCGUCUGAGUUGCUGACGACCCGAAGGCGAAGUCUAUCCCCAGCGAGUGCCAGCCGCAGGCCAACCCGAGGCUCUUCACCGAACAGUUCGGCACGACCAGCUGCGUUAGGAUGCCCGGGGAGCGCAGCGCCAGUAGGAAGAUCGGCGCGAGCUGCUUCGUGCAGUUGCUCGGCGUUAACAUUUGCAUCCGACAGAUCGGCGUAGUAUCUUCAUCAAGGAGGACGGCGAAGCCAGCUUGACCAAAAUGAUCGACACGAGCGCCUUCGUCGAGAUGCCAUCCACACGAUCAACUUCAUGUGUAAUAUCAGCGCGGACAGCGUCAACCGGAGGAUCGUCAAGACCAGCUUCGCCUGGAAUAUCGGCGCAGGCAGCUCCGUCUGGAGGGUCGGCGCGAACUGCUCGGUCCGGGAGAUGGGCACGGCAAAGCUUCAUCGUGGAGAACGGCAUGACCAGCCUCAGGAAGGUCGGCACGAACAGCGCCACCAAGAGGCCCGGCGCGGGCAACUUAGAUCGGCUUCCGCACCAACGUCGGCACGAACAGCUGCAUCAGGAAGGUCGGCGCAAACAGAUCCAGGACGGGCGGCAGCACCAGCUAAGCUUCACCGAAAAGAUCGGCACGAGCCGUUUCACCAAGAAGAUAGGCAUGAACAACUUGGCUGGGAAGAACGGCAUGAUCACCUUCAGCUUCAUCCGAGAGCUGGGAACGGGCAGCUUCAUUAUGAAGAUUGGCACGGACAAUGUCAUCAAGACGAGCGGCACGAACAGUAUCCUCAGGGAGGUCGGCGCGAGCAGCUGCACCAGGAAGAUUUGCACGAACAGCUGCAUCAGGAAAAGCGGCACGAACAGCUUCACAAAGAAGGUCGGCACGGACAGUGACACCAAGAUGCUCUGCACGAACAGCUUUGCCAGGAUGAACGGCAUAAAAAGGAAGGUCGGCGCGAACACGUACGUCAGGAAGCUUCUUCACGAUCGUCGGCCCAUCCAGGAUGGGCAGGACACUCAAGAUCAGCAAAAUCAAAAGAAGGUCCAUCCACAUUCCACUGGAAGGCGGGAGUCGUUAUGAUUUCGAUGAACUUCGGGACAUCGGGAAAACUGGUGUGGCGCGCUGCAAUGUUGGCGCGCCUGCUUCACAUCAAGUCGUCCCGAGCGUCCUGUACGCCGUGGGUCAAGACCACGAAGAACAUGCCGACCAGGUCGGGCAUCAUCGCGGAGGGGUUCACAGGGCCCUCGAUCACCAGCAUCCUCACCGCCAAGUCUUGGACGACCGCCACGCGAAGGCACAGCGCGAUCAGGAGCCGCCGAAAGCCAGAUGGCCACCUCACUUGUGUCCGUUCCCUCGUGCUUGUGUCCGCAGUCGACAAUGACGUACUCGUCACAUAAGCUUUGUGAGGAGUCGAACUGCACCAUCUAGAUCUUGCGAACCGUCUUAGAAACAUGGGAGCCAUGGCGCUUGAGCAAAGAUUUGAUCAUGCCGCGGCCUUCAGCUGCAGCAGCAGGGAAGGAGAUCUUGACCGCGCACCAGCAACAACUUGCUGACGAACUCAGGCGACACGGGCGAGGACCACCAUAGCAAGCUCGAGUGCAGAUGCAGCGAGAAAGACUUGAGCCAAAGUGUCUUUGAC